AUGGUUGGUCAAGUUCAACAACGUAAUUAUUCUACUAAACCUAACAUUAUUGAUAAAAUUCGUUCUAAAUUAAACAUUAAAAAUGAUAAUUUUAAAAAAUUUCUUUCUGAAUUGUUUGGAACAUUUUUAUUAGUUUUUAUUGGAACAUCUGUAUGUGCACAAUUUAUUCUUUCAAAUCCUGGAAAUGUUGAACAUUUACAAAUAAAACAUACAUGGAUUCAAAUUACUAUUGGAUGGGGACUUGCUUUGGCUUUCAGUGUUUAUGCAACAUAUAGAAUUAGUGGUGGCCAUUUAAAUCCAGCUGUAUCAUUUGCAAUGUUAACUCUUGGAAAAAUUAAUCCUAUAAUUUUUAUUGUUUAUUGUAUUGCUCAAUUUAUUGGAGCUUUUAUUGGUGCAGCUUGUACUUAUCUUGUUCACUGGGAUAAAAUUUCAUCUCUUGGACCAAAUACUUAUCUUUAUAAUAAUCUCCAUGUAAUAAAAGAUCUAUCAACAGAUACUGUUAUAAGAAGUAUUGAAAUACCAAAUUCUAUUUCAACAGCUGGAAUAUUUACAUCAUUUUUAGCACCACAUUUAUCAUUUUUUGGAGCUUUUGUUGAUCAAUUUUUUGGAUCAGCAAUUUUAAUUUCAUGUAUUUGUAUAAUUAUUGAAGGAAGAAAUAGAAUUCCUAGUUCAACUCAACCAUUACUUAUUGGACUUUCUCUUGUAAUGAUUGGAUGUGCAUUUGGAUAUAAUCUUGGUUAUCCAAUAAAUCCAGCUCGCGAUUUUGGACCACGUCUUUUUGCAUGGAUUGUUGGAUAUGAAAAUGUUUUUGGACAAGGUGAUUAUUAUUUCUGGAUUCCAAUUAUUGCACCAUUUCUUGGAGCAUUUUUUGGUGCAUGGAUUUAUUAUUUGUUUGUUGGAUUAUACUUACCAGAACAAGAAAGAUAUGUUGAAGUUCCAAUGACUAUUGUUAAAAGUGUUAAAACUAUUCAAUCAGAAGAUACAUUACCAUUAACAUCAGCUUAA
Molecule: messenger RNA, 1005 nt
Organism: Strongyloides ratti
Lineage: Eukaryota; Metazoa; Nematoda; Chromadorea; Rhabditida; Strongyloididae
Product: Major intrinsic protein family and Aquaporin-like domain-containing protein
Exons: 3
Coding region: 1-1005 (334 amino acids)
Biological process (GO): water transport; glycerol transmembrane transport
Cellular component (GO): basolateral plasma membrane; plasma membrane
Molecular function (GO): water channel activity; glycerol channel activity
Source: RefSeq, a predicted model, not a curated record